Molecule: messenger RNA, 255 nt
Organism: Vanrija pseudolonga
Lineage: Eukaryota; Fungi; Basidiomycota; Tremellomycetes; Trichosporonales; Trichosporonaceae
Exons: 1
Coding region: 1-255 (84 amino acids)
Source: RefSeq, a predicted model, not a curated record
AUGGUCCAGGCGAACCUUCAUGGAGAUACCUUGUUGCCCGGCAGCAAGUACUUCUACGUUGAAGACCCCGUCCUCCUCCUAAGCCUUGCGCUAAGUUUCGACACUCUCGGCAGCCAAGCGGGAACCGACGCCUUGCACACCCUCCUCAAGGCACUCGGUCCGAAGGGCGUGCGCGAAGCGCUCAAUUCUCUCGAAAACUCGUCCCUCUGCAAGCCUACCCGCGAUCAGCUCCUCCUCAUUAUCAAGCACCUUUGA